AUGCUCUUUUUUGCCCGAAGAGCAGCUGCCAGCGGGGCUGCGGCGGCGUCAAGGGGACUUUCGGGGUUCCGACCUGGAUCUACGAGGAGUCUGCUGUCCACUCUUGCGAUUCUGGAGCAGAGGGAAGGCCAGUUGAAUCAUGGAUCUCUGAGCGCCAUCACUGCUGCGAAGAAAUUGGGCGGCUCUGUCCAUGGCUUUGUGGCGGGAAGCAACAUCAAGGGUGUUGCCGAUGAGGCGGCAAAGGUUGAGGGUGUUGAGAAGAUCAUUGCGGUUGAGAACGCAGCAUACGACAAGGGACUGCCCGAAAAUUACGCGCCGCUUUUGGUUGAGAACAUCAAGAAGGGCGGGUACACUCACAUUAUCGCCGGACACACUGCCUUUGGCAAGAACUUGAUGCCUCGCGUUGCCGCCCUCCUGGAUUCGCAGCAGAUCUCCGAUAUCACCUCUAUUGAGAACGAGAACACUUUCGUCCGUCCCAUCUACGCUGGCAACGCCAUCGCAACCGUCGAAUCGUCCGAUGCGAUCAAGAUCGUCACGAUUCGCGGUACGGCCUUCCCCGCUGCAGAGAUCGCCAGCGGUUCAGCCGCGGUCGAGGAUGGUGUUGACCCUAAGUCCGAGUCUACGACCGAGUGGGUGUCUGAGGACCUCGCCAAGUCUGACAGACCAGACCUCUCAACUGCUAGCAAGGUUGUAUCUGGCGGCAGAGGUCUCAAGUCCAAGGAGGAGUUUGAUAAGGUUAUGCUCCCCUGGCCGAUUCUCUGGGUGCUGCCGUUGACCGGCAAGGUUGUUGCACCUCAGUUGUACUUGGCCGUGGGUAUCUCUGGUGCCAUCCAGCACUUGGCAGGUAUGAAAGAUAGCAAAGUCAUUGCUGCCAUCAACAAGGAUGGAGACGCUCCGAUUUUUCAAGUCGCGGAUGUCGGACUCGUUGGCGAUUUGUUUGACAAGGUGCCGGAGUUGACUGAGAAGAUUAAGCAGCAAUGA
Colletotrichum spaethianum is the source of this 981-nucleotide messenger RNA. Its product is annotated as putative electron transfer flavoprotein-ubiquinone oxidoreductase, mitochondrial. The record is from RefSeq and is a predicted model, not a curated record. The transcript is spliced from 3 exons. Gene Ontology annotation, molecular function: flavin adenine dinucleotide binding; electron transfer activity. Gene Ontology annotation, cellular component: mitochondrion. The coding region runs from base 1 to 981 and encodes 326 amino acids. Lineage: Eukaryota; Fungi; Ascomycota; Sordariomycetes; Glomerellales; Glomerellaceae.